Lachancea sp. 'fantastica' is the source of this 639-nucleotide messenger RNA. Lineage: Eukaryota; Fungi; Ascomycota; Saccharomycetes; Saccharomycetales; Saccharomycetaceae. The record is from the annotation of a GenBank genome assembly.
AUGAAAUAUAUCAUCGAGCACAUGGAGCAGGGCUUCAGUGAUUGGGUUGCGUUGGAAUAUGCCCAGAUUAUCAGAGACGUGGGAGCUGCCAAUUUGAUCCUUUCGUCGUUGCCAGAAGGUACACAGGAGUCAGACAUUCCAGCGGCAUUGGUUCGCAUGGGAUUGCAAUGGACGACAAAACCACUGGUGGACAUACAUGAGGCGUUCCCAAAUUUGCCCAGAUUGAGAGAGAAAAGAGUUUGUCUUUUGGAUCCUCGUGGAAAGGAGGAUUUGAAGCCUCAAGAUGCCCAUGAGUACGACUACUUCGUUUUUGGGGGGAUUUUGGGUGACCAUCCACCUAGAGACCGUACAAAUGAGCUUUACAGGGCAUACCCAGAUCUUUUGGUGGGCAAGAGGCUUGGAGCCAAGCAAAUGACCACAGACACGGCAAUCAGAACCACUCAAUUGAUCGUGGAACGUCAGUUGGAAUUUGAAAGCAUCAAAUUCAUCGACUACCCAGAAUUCAGGUUCAGUAAAAGCGAGGCCACGGAAAUGCCGUUCAGAUACGUUCUUGACGACCAAAAUAGGCCCAUACUACCUGAAGGAAUGCUGGAUCUUAUCAAGAAAGACUCCGAACAAAGUCUCGACGGUCUGCUCUGA